AUGGCACAACAGAAGGAGUCAAUAUCGGAACUUUUUCGAGGAUUUCCAGUAUGGCAGAUGAGUAUAAUUAGUACAUUUAGACUUUCAGAGCCUAUUGCCUUUACUUCGAUGUUCCCAUACGUAUACUUUAUGAUUAGAGACUUUGGAAUUGCAAAAGACGAACACGAUAUUUCAACUUAUAGUGGUUACUUGGCAUCCUCAUUUGCGUUUUUCCAAUUUUUAGUGAGCGUACACUGGAGUAAGCUUUCAGAUCACAUUGGAAGGAAACCAGUUAUCUUGUUUGGGCAGCUUAUGACUACCAUUCUGAUGCUAAUCUUCGGAUUUCUGCCUAAUUUCUAUGUGGCAUUGUUCGCCAGGUCACUUGCUGGGGUUUUCAGUGGUAAUAUAGCUGUAAUUAGAACCAUGAUUGGAGAGGUUGCUACUGAAAGAAGGCAUCAACCGAUGGCAUUUUCAUCGCUAUCUUUGCUUUGGAAUUUGGGUUCGGUAAUUGGCCCAUUAAUUGGUGGCUCCAAGUAUUUGACUAAACCUAGAAAUGUCGUAGGAAAGUCUGUUCGAACGUUGAUAAAAAACGAAACUGGUCUCGGGCAUUUUUACAGAUGUUUUCUUAAUUCAUAUCCAUAUGCAUUGUCGAAUAUUGUUGUUUCGACAUUUCUCGUAUUUGGUCUAGUUGCUGGGUUUUUGUUCCUUGAAGAGACUCAUCAGAGACAUAAGAAAAGGAGAGAUUUUGGAUUAGAAAUCGGAGACGCUAUAUUACGGAAAUUGGGGUAUCAAGUGCCAACCAGAUACUGGAAAAAGAAGUUAAAGAGUAGAAAGCCAAGCGAGUCGACUAAUCAAGAGGAACAACCAUUGCUUGUAGAAGAUGCAGGCAUAUAUGAUUCACUAGAUUGUGACUUGGAAGAGGCUUCAAUUAAUUCCUUUGAACCAGCCACCAGAAUCCUGUCAAAUGUCAGAAGAAGCUCAACUGGCCUUUCAAGAACAUCAAGUAGAGUGAUGUCCUUUGUCACACAAAACAGUGAAUACGACCCAACAGCUUCAAGUGGUUUCAAUUCUAAAACAUUUACAAAGCCUGUUAUAGAGACGAUAUUGGCUACAUUUUUAAUUUCGCUUCUAAUGAUCGUUAUGCUGGAAUUCUUUCCCGUUUUAUUAGCAAGUAAGUUCACGAGAGAUAGUUUAGAAUUCCCAUUCAAAAUGUCAGGGGGGUUUGGUCUUCAUUCAGAUACUAUUGGUACAUUACUUUCGUCGACCGGCUUUUUUGGAGUAUUAUUCACACUUUUCAUUUACCCAUUUUUGGAUAGAUGGAUAUCGACAGUUAACAGCUUUAGAGUGGCCACCUUACUCUACCCAGUUGUACAUUUUAUAAUACCAAUGUUAAUAUUUACAUUACAUGGAUAUAAUGAAAAUAUACCUCCUUGGGUAUCCAUUGUACUCCUUUACGUUGUUGCUGGAUUUGGUACAAUUGCCUCAGCACUAGGAUUCCCUCAGUCCUUUUUGUUGUUGCAUAGAGCAACUCCACCAGAACACAGAGCAUUGGUCAAUGGUACUUCCCUAAGUUUAUCAUCAUUAGCUAGAUGUAUGGGCCCAUUGAUAUGGGGUUGGCUCAUCUCGGUGUGCAAUGCACAUGGAGUGGCAGAAGUCAGUUGGUGGAUAUUGGGAGUCAUUGGUAUUGCAACCUUUAUUCAAUCAUGCUUUAUACAGGAAUUAUCUGAGGAUUUGAAGGGUGCUGAAGAUGAUGAGUUAGAGAGAUAUGAAUCCCUUGCAGAAGCAGAGGAAGCAGAACAUCCAUGA
Dujonia railenensis is the source of this 1785-nucleotide messenger RNA. Lineage: Eukaryota; Fungi; Ascomycota; Pichiomycetes; Serinales; Debaryomycetaceae. The record is from the annotation of a GenBank genome assembly.